Messenger RNA from Lytechinus pictus (painted urchin), 8129 nucleotides. Its product is annotated as cyclin-dependent kinase-like 1. Gene Ontology annotation, cellular component: nucleus. The transcript is spliced from 11 exons. The record is from RefSeq and is a predicted model, not a curated record. Gene Ontology annotation, molecular function: protein serine/threonine kinase activity; ATP binding. Bases 425 to 1504 code for a protein of 359 amino acids. Gene Ontology annotation, biological process: protein phosphorylation. Lineage: Eukaryota; Metazoa; Echinodermata; Echinoidea; Temnopleuroida; Toxopneustidae.
AUGUGCAAAUGGCGACCAGUUAUUAUUUCACGAAAAAGUAGGAAUAGGAAGGGGCUGGUGUGAAAUAAUUUGUAUGUUGUUAUACUGAAGACAACAGAUUGAUCUACAUUUAAAUGUCAUCCUGUACUGCUUCAAAAUACUUGGAAAGGAGAAUGUACAAAUAUUAAUUUUGAUCACUUCAUCAGAAUGGAAAUGAUUUCAUCUGGAAAUUUUGAACAUGUGGAGCCAUUGUAGCAUGCACCAACCCAAAUCUGUGAUGGAAAAUUGUGAAGGUUUUUUAGAACAUUGAUAGCUAGUUUAGAUACAUGUAUCUUUCCACAACUUCAUAUGCCAGAAAAGCAAGGAAGGGGAGAAAACCGACAAGUGACAACUGUUAAAAACAAACUUAAUUGGUGCUGGAAAGCAUACCUUUACAUCUGAAAUCAUGGACAAGUAUGAGAGACUAGGAAAGAUUGGUGAGGGGUCAUAUGGAGUGGUAUUUAAAUGUAGACACAAGGACACUGGUACAAUAGUUGCUAUCAAAAGAUUUGUGGAGUCUGAAGAUGAUCCCCUCAUCAAAAAGAUUGCGUUGAGAGAGAUCCGUAUGCUGAAGCAACUUAAACAUGAGAAUCUUGUCAAUCUGAAAGAGGUCUUCAGAAGGAAAAAGAAACUUCACCUUGUAUUUGAAUAUUGUGAUUAUACAGUACUCAACACAUUAGAAGCCAAUCCGAAUGGAGUCCCUGAAGGGCAGGGUAUGAACAUAGUCUACCAAACUUUAGAAGCUGUCAAUUUUUGCCACCAACACAAUUGUAUUCAUAGAGAUGUCAAACCAGAAAAUAUCCUCAUCACCAAAGAUGGACGAAUUAAAUUAUGUGAUUUUGGUUUUGCUAGAAUAUUAACUGGUCCUGAUGACGAGUACACAGAUUACGUAGCAACCCGAUGGUACAGAGCACCGGAGCUACUAGUUGGUGAUAUGGUGUAUGGCCCACCCGUUGAUGUAUGGGCCAUCGGUUGUGUAACAGCAGAACUCAUAGCAGGAGAGGCCCUCUGGCCUGGCAGAUCAGAUGUUGAUCAGCUAUACCUUAUCAAACAAACACUAGGUGAUUUGAUUGACAGACAUCUCAAGAUUUUCAGCACAAAUCACUUCUUCAAAGGAAUGAGUAUUCCUGAACCAGAGAGAAGGAUACCAUUGAAGGACAAAGUUAGGAAUCUAAACUCAACUGCAUUGUCUUUCUUAGAGGCUUGUCUGCAGAUGGAUCCAGCAGAUAGGAUGAGUUGUCAAGAACUGAUGGAAAUGCCAUUUUUUGAUAGACACAAGGGUCUAGAUGAUCGCCACCCAGACACCACAGUCCGCAAGCAUAGAUCAAAAUUGAGUCUUCGCAAGGACAACAGCCAUUUACCUCAGCUAAACUCCCAAGGUUUACAAGAAGGCCUCUCCAAAGGUCAUGGCAACCAAGGAUACAAGAAAGAUAAUGAAAAACUGCUCAAGAGAGACCGCCUACCAAACAUAGAUUCCUUUAAAUAGAGCGACUGGUUUCCACAAAAUUGAAUCCGUAUGAGGAGCUGCAUACAAAUAAUUCAGGAGUGAUUAAAGACUUUCAUAUUGUAUUCAGGCUUAAUUUUCUAGUCAGAGUCUCAAAACAUUGUCAUUGUAAUGACCAAUUAGACAUAGUUGAUGGUGGAAAGAAUACACCCCAUGACAGGGGCAGUUGGUGACUAUCUAUUUAUCAUUGUGAUAGUACUGUGGGUUUUUUUUAUAUUCGAAUCUUGAUUUCUUUCAGGAGUCACUGCCAUCUUGUAUUCAAGCCAAAGGUUUUUGAGGCAACGUCUCAAAGCAUUCUCACUCUAAAGAUUGAAGCAUGUUCAGUGGUUGUGCCAGUAGGCCCUAUUAUGCCUUCAGGAGGUUUAGUUCCCAUUUGAUUGUCCAUAUUGUCUGUUUUAUUCCCGUUUCAAGGACUUUAAUGCUGCCAUUAUGCCCCUACGAACGAUUUUAGUACAUAUCAAGAAAAUGGGCGAAUCCCCUUUCCCUGACAUACACAUGUAUCACAUUAUAUAGCAUUUUUCUCCCCAGUCUUUGAAUGCUGAAAGCUAUUGCAGUCAAGUCUCUUUAUUUCAACACUAAUCAUAAGAAUCCUAGACAUUUACUCCUAUGCCAAUCAUUUCUAUUGAAAAUCUGUACAUUAAAUCAAACAUCAACCACAAUCUCAGACCUAUUUGUAACCCCAAUCCUAAUCCUCAUAGAAUUUUUAACCCCCCCUCACACACAAAAAAAAAAUAUCACAACCCAUUCUUUCAUCUUCUGAGUAAUCAAGGCAGGAUCACUUGUUUGUGCACCCAUCAGAUGGAAUGUAUAACAGACUUAUAGACUCUUACAGACUCUAAUUUGUCUGUGGAAGGUAUUGUUAGGCCUGUAGAUUACAUUUGCACAAAACUACUUUGGCUGAAGUGAAACUUGUCAUAUUUUAACAGAAUGUCAUUCUAAUAAUUGCUAAAAUCUAAUAUUUUCAGCUUUUGCACUCAAAGAAUUACUGAUUUAAAGUGUAAAUAUGCAGAUUUUUGCAUCUUCCAUUCAUUAAGCAAGAGUAUUGAUAGAAAGGCGCUGCUGCUUUUGAGUAGUUUUGAUUUGAAAUUCAGAUUUUGAAAUAUUUUUGAUACAUGACUUUCAAUUUUUCUCUCAAAAUAGCAUUAUACCUUGAAUAAUUCCACCAUCAAUCUGUGAUAUUGACAUUUAAAAAAGUGUAAAUUACAAUUCCUUCCCUUUUCUAUGUGCUUUGAAAGCUCAAGUUCCCAAACAAAUAGUUGAUUCUGAGGACUUUCCGACACCUCUCUUUCUGUUUCAUUCUUCAGGUGUGUUCUUCAAGGUGAUAGUAAUUUAUUUGAAUUUUAACAGAGUUUCUUGAUACCAUUAACCCUACCAUAUUUUCAGCCAUGAUUUUAGGGAUGCAUUCAUAUAUAUGCAGGAUUUUGCUUAGCUAAAAAAAAUGUUACAAACAAUCAUCAUUGGGGUUUAGUUCAGGUAGCCAUUAUUAGGUGAUCUGUCUGUUGACAGAUCACCUCUUGUGUUUCUACGAAUUUUCUUUUUUAUUUAUUUUUAUUAUUUAUUUUUCUUUUUCCACCCUUUUCUUGUUCCACCAAAAUCAGAAAAAGUGUUCUGUCAAUUUUCAUCAAAAUAUUAUCAAUUAUGCACAGUUAUGCAAUGUGUACGAAACAAGUUUGACGUCAAAUGGUCAUCGUGACGUCAUCUACGCGCCAUUUUGUAAAAUCACAUUAUCAACAAUAUCUUCAUCAUCAAUCAUCAAAAAUGAACAAUAUUAACAUUAAAUUAACUUCAGGUCAUGGGUCAACUGACCAUGUCAUCAACCGUCAUGAACACGUCACGACGCGCAUCUACGCGCGCGUCAAAAUUUUAAAAUGCUCAAAAUCACUUUUUGAUCAAAGUAGAGUACGUUUCAGGUACCGGUAUUUGAAGCAUUUCAAGAAUUUGCGCGCCCACACGUUUUCGAGCGCACGUCAUUAUGCAAUGUAGAAUCGACGUGUCUUUUAGGUCAAUGCAUUUAUUAUGAAAUUCUGAAUAAUUUGAUACCUUGAUCAACCUUUUACGACCAGAAGUAAAGGAAUUAGCUUCCAUCAAAGUUUGAAUCACGCGCGCGUUCACAAUAGGCCAAAUAUGUGCAAAAACAUGCCUUUACAAAAUUCAAUAUAACUUUUCAAAUAGUCCGUUGACCCCUAAAUUUUCUUUUAUAUUCGGAUAGGGUAUGAAUUGUAGAUGUGAUUUCAUGUCACAUUUGACCCUAAAUUUUAUCAUGACGUCAUCAAAAUGGCGUCGGAACUAAAAUUUUCCAUUUUUGUUUUAUGACGUUUUAAUAAUUUUGCAAAUAUGACAAUAACUCCGUAGUUGUUGGUCAUUUUUCGCCCAGAUUUCGACAUAUUGUAGCUGAGCCUAUCCUCUUACUAAAUAUUUUCAAAAAUUUCCAUUUAUAUUAAUUAUUUAUCCUCAAAAUAAAGAAUUUAUAGAGGCAUAUCACAAUGCCAAUUUUCACUGUCAUAAGUCAAUUUGAGAUAAUAUUCAUUCUUUGAACGAUAAGAGUAUGAGAAGCUUUGUGGUCUAAUGGAUAGCGCACCUGUCUUGCAAUGCGAAGGUCUUUGGUUCGAAACUCACUUGACAAUGUUUUUUUUUUUUUGUUCAGGUAUUUGUGUGUAACCUCUAGUAGUACUGAUUUUUCUCAAAACUUGAUUCUACAUUCAUGGAUUCCGACAACAUUAUUUCGUGUAGUCACUUGCGAAAUUGCAUUUGGCAUUCUCGAAUAAAACAAGAUCUUUUACACAGCCUAAUUUUGUGUCUUUCAGCUGCAUUUAAUAUGUUCUUUCGAUAAUAAAAGUCCGUUUAUUAUCAUGAUGAUCAUAUUGAUCUGCAUUGACAUGGUUAUAAUGAUCAAAAAUUAGAUCGUGAUCAUGAGAAUGACAGACAGAUCACCUAAUUCGUCCUCAAGACAAAUUAAAAUUCUAGUUCUUACUUAAUUUAAAAGCGAGACUUCGUCAUUGAUUGGGGAAGAAAAUGAUGGUUAUGAUUUAUAUUUUCUGAAACUUAAGCUUUAUCAGCGAGUGUAAUGACAUGUUAGCUCACACAUCUAGAGUUUUUACGAAGAGAGAUAUGUUUUUGAAUUACUCUACAUGUUUAAUGAAUUGAUUUAGUCAUUGUAAUUCUUAAAAGAAAAAUUGGGGCAAUGUUUGUUUUCAUUUUUUCUAUGUGUAUGUAUGGACAAUCAUGAUAAUAUAACUUUAAUUUGCAUUUCAGGUGAUAUGAUUAUGACUGCUUAUUUGUAAUAUGUAUCCGGUAACAAAAUUUGAAUUGAGCAAAAUUUAUUGAUUUGUAUUUUUGAAAUGUCUAUCUCUUGUAUAUUAAGAGAAAUUGGUCAGCAUAAUACUAUUCAUGAGCAUUAUUAUCAUCGUUGACUUUGUUUCUAAGUUGAUGCUUUUUAGAACUGUACUUAAUUCUUGAUUAGUCUGUAAAUUAAAUUUGAACAUUUUGUAUAAGAUGUAGAAGGUGCAGAUACAUAUAUGAUGGAAUUUGGUUUUUGUAUUUUGUAUAUUGCCAGUGGAAUGGAACCCUAAACCCGUUUUCUCCCUUUUCUGUUGUAGUCUCACUUGCAGACAUUUUUAUUUGUAUUGGGAUGUCUUGCAUUGUAGACUACAACAGGUUGGGGGAGGGGAGGGGGGUCACAGAGUUGAGUGUAAAUUAAAGUUGCACUUAUUUCGUUAGUUGCGAGCAAUUAGAACACACCACUCUUAAGGUUGGAUCAUAUUUAAUUGAAUGGCACUACUGUGCUGUCAUAAAACCUUAUACAUGACUUUAACUCUAUGUCUGACACCCCCCCCCCCCUCAUUGACAUGCCUAAUGUUGAAAUAUUACAUAUAAUAAUGGGUGUCAGUGUACUUCUAGAUAUACAUAUCAGUCAUUUGGAAUGUUUUCAAAUUUGCAAUGAGAGAUUUUAUAAACCUCUCAUUAAAAAGACAUAUCUGCAUGUUAAUAUCCAUUUUAUUGUUACCUGUUUGCAAUGAUCAUGUAUCAUUUACUCUUGAACUGAGAGGAUUUGCAGUUGUAAAAGGUGUACUGCCUUUGACAAAGGCAUUCAUUUAUUUGAAAAAUCAUAUACUCAAUCAGUUAAUAAAUUAUUUAAUCAAGACUUAACAUGUUCUCUAGAUGUACAAGUACCAACUAACAAUAUUGAGAAAUACUUUGUAUUGUAUCUGAAAUCGUUGUGUAAGAUUUUUAAAGUACAUGUAUGCCUUUAGCAGUAUCUGCAAUAAUGCUUUAAUGAUGUACUAAUCAGACUUUGCCUUGGUGAAAACUAAUAAUGUAAAGUAUAAAAAAAAAUUAGAAUACGCAUGUUGUAUAAUUAUGUAGAAGCAGAGCAGUAGUGCUAGAUUAAACUAUUGUACUUUGAUUAUUUUUGAACAAUUAUUAAUGUUUCAAAAUUGUUUAUGAAAAUAAGAGUAAUGCCAAAAUGAUCAUGUAUGUGUAUUACCUUGUUAUUAAGUACUAUACUUAAGGUAUAUGUACUGGUGGUGUAUGAAUAGUAUUCAGAGAUAAAAUGUUGAUAUGGUUGUAGUUGCAUAUAGGUAGAUACAUAUACUAAGAUCUGGCUCUUAGAUCAGUGGACUCUCAUGACAUCAUCAUUAGAAAAAUUCUUGUGUUGAUAAAAAAAAAUGAAAAAAGUCUUUUCCGAUAUUCCAGCUUAAAAAUGUCUACAUGUGCUUUACAGUGUUAGGCCAGGUAAAUAAAGAAAAAAGAGAAUGUCACCAAGGACGUGAUGAAUUGCUUUAAAGUAUAUCAUAAUUGGAUAUUUCAAAUUUGUAAGUAAGUGAUGGAAAUGGUCAAUACCUACCUUGAGGGCGUAGUGACACAAUGCUUAGCAAUUGAUCGCAGAACAAAUUUUCAUGAGUGAUUGCAUUGACCACAGUGUACAAUCAAGACUGAAAAUCAAUUAUACAAUGAGCAGCGCAAAAAAGCUUUUCGGGUGCCAUGACCAGUACUGCUUGUAAAUAUUGUAACUUACAAAAGAAGCCUCAAUGAAAACAUGCCCUCUUUCAUUUCUCUUUUUGUUUACAAGAAGUAAUUUGCUGAAGAGGUGAAGAUGGGGGAAGGGGGGUGUGUUCUUUAAAAAGUACCUAUCUUUGGCCCUAAAAAGUGAUAUUACAUGAAAUUUUAUAUUGUAAUUUGGGAGAUUGGUAUUUUAAUUGCAUAAGAUCAAUAAAGAUAGCCCAACCUCUCAAUCAACACUUAUUAUUCUAUUACUGUCUAUUUAUUUGCACAUAUUGUGCCCUUUUACUGAAUUCGAUACCAAAAAGUUAGUUUGUGGAAAGUGUUGAGUUUAUUGUGUAGUGGGAAAACUACUUGACUAGAUCAAUUUACUGUGUAUAAGAUUUAUUUGACUUGGGACACCAUUACGUGGCCCUGUAUACUUGUUAUGUGUAGAGCCUUCUUCUUAAAGGGACAACUUCUGAUUUGUUUGAAAAUAAUGUUGAGAAAACAAGAUGUAACAGCAUUUUAAAUGUCUAGGAUUUUGAAUGCAUUGAUGCAUAACAUCUGGUAGUAUUUAUUCACAUAGUAGGGUACCCAGAUAUGCAAGUAUCCAUGUAUUCCACGUUUUUUGUUGUAUUGCAUAGUGUAUCAAGUCUGUUAUUGCACAACCUACUUGGAGGCCUGGUAGAAAGGUCCAAUCUUACAUAUCACAGUAAAUUUUCGUAAAUUGCUUCAGCAAUAAGGUAUGAAUACUCUAGCCAGUUGAUAUCCAUUGCUAAGUAAUACAAAGGAAUGCCAUAAAUAUUCAGAUCAUGGUUUGAACUUUAUGAAUUAUAAUAAUGGUUUGCUUUCAUAUAUGGGCAACGUCUGUAAGUGCUUAAAUGCCACCGCACACUUUACAAAUGGUUCACGAUCCAAUUUUAGAACAAAUCGCAUUUUGCUCAUUUUCUGAGAACAUGAAUGAAAAGUAUCUUUUUAUUUGAGGUUCAAAUUAACUGUAAGAAUAUUAAUUCAACCAUAUUUUAUGAUUGCGUUAAGUUUUGAAGUAAAAUCCCAAUUGGGUUCCAAUCGUAGCCAAUCGUACGAUUCCUACGAUGUCAUUACGACUAAAUAUUCAGUUUGCUUAUAUUCUAAUAAGGAUGGUAGCAUAGUCUCAGAUGUGAACAUAAGUAUUCGUACAAUGAUUUUUAAACAGUAAGAUGUUUCAUGUCUCAAUAUCCUCAUUAAAUUUUACAAUAAUUUAUUGCUAUUGGGUUGCAAAUCAAUAGUAUGGUGUGUUCUGGCCUUAACAGAUAUCUUUUAUAAUUCAGCACAUUUGUCACUUGCAAGUUACAAACCAUUUACUGUGUUGUGUCUGAAUGGACCAUUUUCUUUGCUUAUCUUGUUUAUUUGUCUUGUGUAGAUAUUCCUCGUUCUGAGCUGUACAGUGAUUCUUUUAUCAGUAUCAAGGAGUCAGUGUAGUAGUCUAUAAUUGUCUAUCAAUUCAUAAAACUCAUUGAGAAUUUGUAUAUAGUAGAAGAGAGAGAGAGAUGAGUGAAAAGAGAAGAAAUGUUUUUUGUGAUUUUUUCCCCAUUGGUCAUGACUACUUUUCUGUUGUAGAAGAGAUGGAAUAAACUAGAAUACAAUA